This is a messenger RNA of Gadus chalcogrammus (walleye pollock), 3282 nucleotides long. RefSeq names its product solute carrier family 2 member 2 (gene slc2a2). Gene Ontology annotation, biological process: monosaccharide transmembrane transport. The record is from RefSeq and is a predicted model, not a curated record. Gene Ontology annotation, cellular component: brush border; membrane. Bases 59 to 1579 code for a protein of 506 amino acids. Gene Ontology annotation, molecular function: hexose transmembrane transporter activity. NCBI's taxonomy places the organism in Eukaryota, Metazoa, Chordata, Actinopteri, Gadiformes, Gadidae. The transcript is spliced from 12 exons.
UGCAUGUGUGUUUGUGUUUGUGUGAGCAGCCUCUUCUCUAAGAGAGGAAUGACAGAGUAUGGAGUCGGACAAGCAGCUGACGGGUACCCUGGCCCUGGCUGUCUUCACAGCUGCGCUGGGCUCACUGCAGUUUGGCUACAGCAUGGGAGUCAUCAAUGCACCCCAGAAGGUCAUUGAGAAGCAUUAUGCCCGCUCCCUAGGGCUGUGGCCAGAGGGGGACCCCGCCCUAUCAGAGAACAGCACGAGGGGCGUGGACAUGCUAGACGCGGGACAACACCCUGAAGUCAUCAUGUAUUGGUCGCUGUCUGUGGCAAUCUUUUCCGUCGGAGGCAUGGUCUCCUCCUUUCUGGUGGGGUUCGUGGGGGACCUGCGAGGAAGGGUGAAGGGCAUGCUGAUGGUCAACGUGCUGGCCAUGGCUGGGGGCUUGCUGAUGGGCCUGUGCAAAAUGUGGAAACCUCACAUCAUGGUCAUCUCAGGCCGUGCUGUCAUGGGCUUCUACUGCGGGCUGACCUCGGGGCUGGUGCCAAUGUACAUCGGGGAGAUCGCCCCCAAGGCCUACAGGGGGGCCCUGGGGACGCUCCACCAGCUGGCCAUCGUCGUUGGUAUUCUUCUAAGCCAGGUGAUAGGCCUGGACUUCCUGCUGGGCAAUGACAGCAUGUGGCCCCUGCUCCUGGGUCUGUCGGGGGCCCCGUCUAUCCUGCAGUCCCUACUGUUGCCCCUGUGUCCCGAGAGCCCCCGCUAUCUGUACAUUUGCCAGGGCAAGGUGCAGGAGGCCAGCAAGAGUCUGCGUCGGCUGAAAGGAGAGUACGAUCAAAGCGCUGACCUGGAGGAGAUGAAGAAAGAGAAGGAGGAGGGAGAGAAGGAGGACACAAUCUCCAUCCUGUCCUUGUUGCGGUCCUCAGUUUACAGACAGCAGCUCUUGGUGGCCCUCUUGAUGCAUCUGUCCCAGCAGUUCUCUGGUAUCAACGCAAUCUUUUAUUACUCGACUGACAUUUUCCACCGAGCUGGUGUUGGUUAUCCGGUGUACGCCACCAUCGGCGUUGGGGUCAUCAACACAAUCUUCACCCUGGUGUCUGUGGCGCUUGUGGACAGGGCUGGCAGGCGCACUCUGACUCUCAUAGGCCUCGGAGGGAUGUGCUGUUGUGCCGUCGCCAUGACUGUGGGUCUCAAUCUACAGAUGGACUACUCAUGGAUGAGCUACGUCUGCAUGUCGGCUGUGUUCCUCUUUGUGUCUUUCUUUGAGAUCGGGCCGGGUCCGAUUCCGUGGUUCAUCGUGGCGGAGCUGUUCAGCCAGGGGCCCCGACCGGCCGCCAUCGCUCUCGCUGGCUGCUGCAACUGGACCUGCAACUUCCUCAUCGGCAUGACCUUCCCUUACAUACAGGAAUUUCUGGGGAGUUAUGUAUUCAUCUUGUUCGCUGGGCUGCUUUUGGUCUUCACGGUUGUCACGUACCUGAAGGUCCCGGAGACAAAGGGGAAAUCCUUCAAGGAGAUCGCGGCCGUGUUUCAGAAGGGCCAUAAAAAGGUCCCCGCAAAUACUGAGAUGGAACUGGAACAACUCAAGUCCGCUACAGAUGCCUAAAGCCAGUCCUGUAUCGUAGUUCAUACUUUUAUUUUUUUUACGUUUUGGUGCGUAUUCGUUUUCACUGUGUGGGACAUUUUCUCCUAAAUUACAAAAAGACAAAUGACAUAUAUUUAUUGAUAUGUGGAGUUUUGUUUACAUUAAAUAUCAUUUUUUUUAUGAAUGGAUGAAAGAAAUAACUGAAGUGUCAACUGCAAAAAAUGCUUUCAAAAUGUUAUCAAUACAUAGAGCUACAAAUUAUAAAAAGCGUCAGACAUGUUUUUAUAAAUUUUGUAAUUAUAAAACAAAGACUAUUUUUUAUUGUGCCUUUAACUUAAACAAUUGAAACCCUAAAUCGCCUUAACAUGCACUUGAUAAUUUUCUAUAUUAAAAAACUACAAGUAGGCCUACUUUCAGAGUAUACUUAAAGGUUGGGUAUGGGAUUUGUGAAACGCCAGCAGAUUUUGAAAACACACAACUCAAAUGGUCCUACCCCCUCUCCUUCAACGCUGACUCUGACUCCACCCAUUCCAAGUACCUGGACGCGCAAUCAUGCACGAGCGCGAACACAGAUGCACGAGAGUGAGCCAGGCUAGCGUAGGGUUUUCCUUCUCUUUGCUGGUGGUGGUGGUGGUGGUGGUGAUGGUGGCGUCUUGUCUGCCAUGGAAAUGGUCUUCUACUGCUAGGUCCAAAUGUGGAUUAACUAGUUCCAGUAGCUACCGCAGGAUAACAACAAACAGGAGCUUGCUCUGGGUCACGAGCUCUGGGUCACGAGUGCUGCACGAAGGGGUCGCGCGCGGGGCGCGGGGGAGGGGGAGUGCAGUACGACCGUUUGAUUGACGUACUUACUGUCCAAUGCAACUCGGUGGCUCUGGAAAUCAUUGGCUGGAGUUUUUCGAGCCCUGCCCGUUCCACAGAUGAUUGACUUGUUUUAUUUUCAUGUCAGUACUUCUAACUCAGUGGCUGUAAGUGGGUUAUGAUAACGAUUUCAAGUAAUUUUGCAAAAAUUGCCAAAAAAGCGAAUUCCAUUCCGAAUUCCGAAAGCCAGUGAUGCAUCUUUCUUCUUGAACAUGUUACAUGAACACAAUAUUCUGAACACUGCCCGAAAUGAUUUGAUUCUUGGUUCCUGUGAUAGGAGCAGUGGUGUAUAAAGUACUCAAAAGCCAUACUUAAGUAAAAGUACAGAUACCUUACUGGAAAAUUACUUAAAAGUAAAAGUCACCUUUUAGAAUAGUACUUAAGUAAAAGUAUUAAAGUAUCUGAUCUUUACUGUACUUAAGUAUCAAAAGUACUUUUCUGAUAUUAAAUGUACUUAAGUACUGAAUGUAAAAGUACAAGUAACUGCUGUUAAUAAAAAAGCGGUGAAAGAACCUUACUAGUUUAAAAUGUUGCGCUGGUGGUAUUUAUUUUGAGGUCGGGAAGUUUCUAAUUUUUUGAUUGAGACCUGUAUGAUUUUGCUUCGAUUAUUGUUGUUUCCCCUUCGUUGUUGAUCUUUUUUGAAAACAUCCUUCCACUGCAUAUUGCAGUCCAUUUUGCCAUGAUCUGGAUGCUGUCGCGGAGUUACUCCAAAAAAAAAUCACUGACACUGACAGAUAUCGUAGCCCGACCUAUUAUCCCGCAAGCGCUGGUACACGUUACUUAAUAUUGAUUUGGGUGUCAUCCAGGAUCGCGGAUUUUCGGAAAACUUAAGUCCCUGCCCAAAAAGGGUAUUUAAAUUAGCUUUG